GUCAUAUAGGCGGUCGACGCAGGCGACGAUGACAACGACGCUCACCCUUGUCUCCCUUCUGGGGUCGUCUCCGUCGUCCGCGUUCGCUCUGGCUUAUGCCCUUCCCCUUCUCUUCCUAUCUAUCUUGCUCACUUUCGCGGGCACUUUCCUUACGCUUGAUCGCACGCGCUCGUUCCCCCAUCCCAGUUAUAAGGCGAUACCCGGUUCUCUGGAUGCUCUGAAGAGGAGGAUAACGUUUGCGCUAGAGGGGGGCGCUGGGGGGCUCGCAAUCGGGUACUCGUUCGGAGUGCAAUUCGCGACUUUCCUUGCUGUCUGUAUCCCUUCCCUUACAAGUGCCUCCCCACUCUCUUCAAAGUCCUUCAUUGCCGUAUGGCUCUUGCCCAGCGUCGUAACAACACUCUUGGGCGGACGAUGGAAAUACUGUGCCCUCGUAUUCGCAGGCAUCACUGGCGGCGCCACCUUCGCUCUCGGCAUCUCCGUCAUCAUCCAUCCCAACCUCCUCACCCGCGUCGUCCUCACCGCCAUCCUCGUUCCCCUUAGCACCAUCCUCACUCUCCUCCCCUUCGAGCGCUCACAACGCCCCGCCAUGCGCUUUGCAACCGCCUCGACCGGCGCAUUUGGCGUCGUCAUGUCCAUCGCGAUCCUAGCCGGCAUCCCCGCGUGGGCGAACGUAUGGCAGCGCCUCGCGGAGCACGACAACAUCGACUGGGGCACGAGCAAGGAGCAGGGGCUCAGCGCCGCCUUCGGCAUCCUCCUCUGCUUGGGCAUGGGCCUCGGACUUCCUGCUCAAGCGCAAAAAUGGGACGGCUAUCUCGCCAGUUACGCCGCAAACCUGCCUAACCAGGCCGGUCGCGCGGGGACGUUCCAGCCUCUGCAGUCGGCAUGGGACCGCAUGUUGCAUGGUAGGCGGACUCCGGGCGAGAAAGAGGUCAUCUUCCCGGAUGAGGGCUUCCAGGAUACGAAGUACUCCGCUCUCUCGACACCGACGUCGCCAACGAAGCUGUCGAAGCACGCACUUCUCUCUCAACACCAUACACUCCCGCCCCAGCCCCAGCAGUCGCAAUUCCGCCUCAGCCCCGAAUGCCUUAAGAAGCCCCGUUCGCAGCCCAAGCUGCGCGGCUUCGGCCGCAAGCCGCGCGAGGCGGUCAAGUUCAGGCCCUUCGGGAAGGACAUCUCGGACUCCGACGAGGAGGGCGAUGUGCUGGAUACCCCGCCGCCGCCCGCGCGCCCGUGGCUGCAGUCGCGGCCCUCGUUCAGCUCCGCGCACACCGCGGCGACGCUCGUCGACGACCGCGAGCUCGACGCGGCGGCGGCGCGGGUGAGGAUCAGGAACAAGCUCGGCACGGACUCGCCGGUCUACUCUGACUAUGAGGAAGAUGUGACGAUGACAGCUCACGGCGGCAGCGAGGAGUGGAGACGUGCGUCGAGCGGGGGUGGGCGUACAUCCAGCGCCGCGGGGCAUACAUCGAGUUCAGGCGGUCAUUCCAGCGCGACGCUCACGUCGCCACUAGGCGCCGUGCCCGCAACCCCAUCCCUCAUCAAAGCCAUCGACCGCAUCCAACAAGCGCAGAAGGUCGCUUUCGCGCCCGACGGGAUGCCCAGAGUUUCGGAUGACGCUGGGAAGUUCUCGCCGGCGGCGCUGGGACCAGGAGCACCUCAGCGAGAACUCGUAACGCCACAGCAGGGGCUCGUAACGCCUCAGCAGGGGCUCGUAUCGCCACAGCAGGGGCUCGUAACACCACAGCAGGGGCUCGUAACACCCCAGAAGGACCACUGGGAUGGCUUCUGGAAGGACGUGCGCGAUCAAGCACGGUCAUGACCCUAUCACGAUCUUUCAAACGACCCUUUUUGACGACUACUUACGCUAACGACAAUUGAUGACGUGCUAUCUUAUUCGUACUUACUGAUCUACUUGUCUGGAUUGUUUGUUGUAGUUCUACUCAUUGGAUUCCACCUUACGACGUGGCGAUGGCCACAAUGGACGCAAUGGACACAAUUGCUGCGUGCUAUCUGCUGGCACCUGCGUCCCCUC
Messenger RNA from Schizophyllum commune H4-8, 2032 nucleotides. RefSeq lists its product as uncharacterized. The record is from RefSeq and is a predicted model, not a curated record. NCBI's taxonomy places the organism in Eukaryota, Fungi, Basidiomycota, Agaricomycetes, Agaricales, Schizophyllaceae. The transcript is spliced from 4 exons. Bases 29 to 1819 code for a protein of 596 amino acids.